Molecule: messenger RNA, 460 nt
Organism: Kickxella alabastrina
Lineage: Eukaryota; Fungi; Kickxellomycota; Kickxellomycetes; Kickxellales; Kickxellaceae
Exons: 1
Coding region: 17-196 (59 amino acids)
Source: RefSeq, a predicted model, not a curated record
CUUUUUUCUACCACACAUGUUGCAUACAUACUGGUGCAUAUGCUCCCAUGUGGUCCCUAGGACAUGGCAGCUGCGCAUCUGCAUUGCUUCGUUGCAGUGUAUUUACUUGUUUUUAUCUACAUCGUCCACAUGUCAUCCAGGUGCAAACAUUGCUUGUUGCCUAGCAUUGCAUGGGCGUGACCAACAAUAUAUUUGAUCAUUGUUGUAUUCAACUAAAAAACGUGCUAGCUAUUUUCAAUUAAAAUUAAGUAAUUAAGCAUGCAAAUAUUGCCAGCCACUGCGUGCAAGUCGAAUACAAUACGAGAAUAUGGAUUUUCCAUCCACAAACAUACAUAUACAUAAGCUUGCAUGGCUCUAUAAGCACGUGGUUUAUUCAAGCUCCCGGAUCAGUGCAGGCAAAUUACCAAGCUGCUUGUUGCGUCCAAGUUAGUAAUUCAAAAAGAAUUGCCUGAUUCGGUCC